Condylostylus longicornis is the source of this 2801-nucleotide messenger RNA. RefSeq lists its product as uncharacterized. Gene Ontology annotation, biological process: regulation of sodium ion transport. Gene Ontology annotation, molecular function: sodium channel regulator activity. NCBI's taxonomy places the organism in Eukaryota, Metazoa, Arthropoda, Insecta, Diptera, Dolichopodidae. Bases 432 to 2003 code for a protein of 523 amino acids. The transcript is spliced from 12 exons. The record is from RefSeq and is a predicted model, not a curated record.
AUUUAUAUAUCGCUCUAAUUAUCGUAUGAUUUGUAGAAUUUAAUAAAAUAUAUUGAUUAAUUUAAAAAGCUUUGUUAAAAUCACCUCUUUGUUUGCAUUCGUAAAUUGUUUUGAAAAAUAUAAAAAAUCAAGAAAGCUUAUGAUUUUUAAAACUAUUUUUUGAUUAAAUACUUCGUGGUAGUAAAUAAUAAAGUAAAAUCAUAAAGACAAGUCAACAUAUGUAUGUAUGCAAUUACAACCAAAAUUUUAUUUAAAAGCAAUUGUUUUUUUAAAAAAUUGGACAACCUUUAUAAAAAGUGACUUUAACCACUUUAAAAAGUGAUAACCCUUUUAAUUUUUCAUCAUUUUUUAUAACAACUAGAUUGAUUUUAUCUUAAAAUUUAAUAAAAUAAAAUUAUUAAUUAAAUUGAAUCAAUUAACAAGUACAUGCAAUGGUUAGAAAGAAAGAUAAACCUAGAAUAAUUCCAGAACAAGACAAAAGAAUAUGUGCUUCCAUUUGUUUUUUUCAAUUAACAAUGGUUUUGUCAUGUGUAGCUAUUGUAUACCUAAGUGUUGCUGUGUAUAGUCCAUCAUUCAAAGCAUUUAAAGCUGGCUAUGAUUCUGAACCAGUCAUAUGUCAAACUAUAGAAUUUAAAGAUCCGAAAUAUUGUAAUUGGGCAUCAUGUGGAGAAUGGUGUUUGACCAAAACAAGCGGCUAUUGUCCUCAAAUUGUUUCAACAGUACGAAGAAACGGUACUGACAUUCAAUUUAAUAAUUGUACAAGAAUCAAUGUAACUCAAUGCCCGCAGGUUGAUCCAAACAAUUUUAAGAAAUAUAAUUGUAAUAAUGGUACAAUUUGCUCCAAUUUGCAUGGAUUAUUCAAUUGUUCAAAUGGCCACUGCAAAAAUAUCUCCGAGUUUAUGUUAUGUCAUCACACUGCAGAUGGCCCCAGCAUUGAUCCAGAGAAGGAUAAUUCUAAAUUGAAUGGAUAUUUUGAAUGUUACGGACCAAAAUGUACUAAAAUCAAAAAAGAGUUUCGUUGUGACCGGUACUGCGGGAAAAUAACAACAGCUGAUGUCAAUGUUAUAAUAAUGCAGGAUAAUGAUGUUAUAACAGCAGAUUGCGAAGAAGCCGUUGCUUUUAAUGAGGCUAAUGGUAACAACCCACCAAUACGGAUUUCUCCUUUUACAUUUUGGAAAGAAACCGAUGGAAUGAUAAUGACUAGUUGUAUGACAGUAGACAGAUACCCCGAUAAAAUAACAGCUACAGAUUGCCUAAAUGGAACAUUGUUAGAUGAAAAUAGCAUACCUCAUCCUUUCAUGAAUUUUACUCAAUUUUGGAAAAUUUAUGAUAAUAGUACUACAGUGGUUGAUCCUACUCAAAGGUAUCUACCUAAGCAAUCAAAUUUAACUAUAUAUAAUUCAAGUCGAUUACUAAUCAACUUAGAAGGUUGUGUCAAUACUCUGCGAGGUGAAUGUAGAGAGUUUGGGGAAGCCCAUAAUAAGAAUGGCGAUAACAAUACAGCCCAGUCUAGAUAUCGAUGUUAUUAUAAUCCUGCUGAUUCCGCAAAUGUUAUAAUACGCUACGAUUUAGACCAAACUUAUAAAUUUCUUUUGAUAACUUUAAUAAUACCAAGUGUCUUAUUUGUAGUAUCUUCUAUAGCUUUAAUCGUUAUAACAAAAUCAGUAAAAGUCGGCGAUGAUGCGAAAAUGCGAUGUGUCUGUUGUUCUGACUACGACGAUUCUCAAAUUGAUCAUGCAUUUGCAACUGCUAGCAAAAAGAACCGUGAAAAAGAUGUUUAUGAACUUCCUGACGACGUUCAUUUAUGUGAGGAAGUUAAUAUAAAUCCUAUGGAAUUACAAAUUGAACAACCUGAUUUACAAAAUGAAAUGAUUGGAAGUACAAAAUCACUCAUUCCUUUAAGUCCUUGCGAAGAAUCGCUCGAAAAAAAGCAUUUAGACGAAUGUAAUGAUCGCACCAAAAGUUGUUCUGAGAAAUCAAAUCUACCUCUAGUUAUAAUAUAAAUAAAAAUUAUUUUUUUAACAAUAACAAAGUUUAAAUUAAACGUAUAAAUUUUGUUAAAUUUUUAUCUAUUGAUUUAGAAAUUAAAAAUUCAGAAAAACAUCGAAAUUUAUAAAAUCAAAAAAUAAAUUUAUAUAACUGUAUAAUUAUAAAUUUCACUUUUUUAAACUAUAAAUUUUUUAAAAAAUUUAAAUAUUUUUAAAAUAUUCUUAUAAAAACCUGAAUAUGUCAUUGACAACAGAUAAAUUAUUAUAAAUAAAUACACAAAGCCACCCUAAACAGUAUGGUACAUAAUUCUUACAAAUUAUUUGUUUGUAAUUAGAUAUUUAUUUAUUUUAUUUACUUUUUCUUUUUCAUUCAUUUUAAUAAUAAUUAACUUUCUUAUACCGAGAGUAAUAACUUUUUUGUAUUUGAAAUUUACUUUAUAACUAAAGUACAUAUAUUAUAUUUAUAAUUAAAGUCAUUUUUUAUAUUCAUAUCUUACAUUACGAAAUUACUAAUAUGAGCUAUUAAAUUUGAAAUUAUAUAUAUAUAUAUAUAUACUUUUAUUUAAACAGUUUCUAAAUAUAGAUGCAAUACCAGCAAUUUAUUAAUAUUUUUUGUUGUGGCUACAUACAUAAAUAUUAUUCAAUAAAUAUACACAUUCGGUUUUAAUAUCCGAAAUAAAUUUAUUUAAUGUACUUUUUUGCAUUUUUCCAUUAAAAAACUUUAUUUCAUACACACACUUAUAAUAACAUGUGUAAUUAUGUUACUAUAAUUAUGUAACUAUUUAAAAUAUCUGCCUUAAUUAAAAAAAAAAU